ACGUUCGCCACAUAAUAUUGAUAAUAUACAAUACUUUGCAAGUUUUUCACCGGCAAUUUUAGCAAAAAGUCCGGAUUAUGGCGCCUCCGGCUGCGCGGGCUCGCUACAUAGCCAACAAGGCGGACAACCAGAUUCUGUCGAAGAAGCCGCCCAAGCGACUGGGCCUGAAUGGCAGCAACGACAAGACGAAAGACGUCGCACCGGCCGGCAAGAAGAAGGAGAAGGAUACCAAAAAGCGCAAGCCGUCCACGAGUGAAAGCCAGGAGAAGGGCAUGCCCAACCCCAUAAUGCCCAGUGUGCAGACCGCCUUCAAAACCUUCGUGAGUGCCAGGUUGUGCAGCGCCAUUUGGGCCUACAUCGCAGACUGUGAUGAGACCUUUAACUACUGGGAACCCCUGCACUACAUCAUCAACGGCCACGGACUGCAGACGUGGGAGUACAGCCCGCAGUUUGGACUCCGAUCCUACACCUACCUGCUGCUGCAGGGCGUGCCCGGUUACUUCUACCAAAAGUUGUUCAAUCCCAGUCCCAUUCUCAUCUUCUACAUGGUGCGCUGUAUGUUGGGCUUCGCCUGCGCCGUAAUGGAGAGAUACAUGUACAAGUCCAUUUGCCAGGAGUUUGGAAUACACAUCGGCCGUCUGUGGCUGAUAUUUCAGCUCUUUAGUGUGGGCAUGUUUGUGUCCAGCACAGCUCUACUGCCCUCCUCCUUUUCCAUGUACUUUGGAUGUGCUGCCCUAGCCGCCUGGUGGCAGCAAAACUAUUGUUUUGCCAUAUUCCUCACGGCUAUAUCCGCUCUACUGGGUUGGCCUUUUGCUGCGCUUAUUGGCAUUCCGCUGGUGCUGGAAAUGCUACUCAGGCAACGGGAUUGGAAGACCUUUGUGCAGUGGACUCUGAUAUCGGGCGCCACCGUGGCCAUUCCCAUGAUUGCCAUUGAUACGAGCUACUUUGGCAAACUGACAUUUGCUCCUCUGAAUAUUGUGUGGUAUAAUGUGUUCACCAGCCAUGGACCAAACAUUUUUGGCACCGAACCACUGAGUUACUACAUCAUCAAUGGUUUCCUUAACUUUAACAUUAUCUGGCUUCUGGCUCUUCAACUACCCAUCAUGCUGGUCAUGGACUAUCUGAUUGUGCCAGCCAAGUCGAAAUCAACGCUGAAUUUUCCCCAUUACAUCUCGCUGGCUCCCCUCUACCUGUGGCUUCUCGUCUUUUUUGCCCAGCCGCAUAAGGAGGAGCGCUUCCUGUUCCCUGUAUACCCUUUGAUCUCGCUUUGUGGAGCAAUCACUGUGGAUGUCUAUCAGCGCAUCUUCUUUCGCAUCAAAUCGCUGGUGUUCAAAAUUAAGUCGGGAGUGCAUUAUCUGGAUCACAGCAUGUUCAUAGCCAUCCUGGUAAUGGUGACGAGCACAUUGCUGGGACUUUCCCGCGUAUUUGCCCUCUACAGGAACUACCACGCGCCGAUGGAUUUGAUGCUGGAACUGAACCAGUUCAAGGCUACCCCGCAAUACGACCCAGAUGUGAUAUACAAUGUGUGCAUUGGCAAGGAUUGGCAUCGCUAUCCGGGCAGCUUCUUCUUUCCCGCCAAGAAUUUCCGUCUUCGUUUCCUGAAAUCGGAGUUCCGGGGAAUGCUGCCCGCGUACUAUGAUAGAGGCCAAAACGCCACCAUGGUGGUGCAUCCGUACUUUAACGAUCUCAACCAGGAAAACGAACACAUGUACUUCGACUAUGACCGCUGCGAUUUCCUCGUCGAUUUCGAUGAAGGCAAAUAUACGACUCUGGAACCCAACUAUUCAAAGCGAUCCAAGGAGUGGUCGGUGAUGAAGAGCCUGCCCUUCCUGAUUCCGGAGAAGUCUCAUAAGGUUUUACGUGCCUUCUAUGUGCCAUUCCUGACAGACAAUCACAUUCAGUAUGGAGACUUUAACCUGCUUAAGCGAAAAACGAAACGAAAUGGCAGGUAAAGGCAGGUCCAGAUCGAAGGAGUCUGGAAUCAUGCCGAGCAGCAUUUUAUCCUUAGCGGUUCACUUAUUUUUUUCCUUAAACAUCUUAAAUCUAAAAAUAAUUCCAGGCGACUAUGCUUAAGAAACUGUGGCUUCAAUACUUGAUUCAUAUUGGAGCUAUUAUGCUUUCCGACUAAGAACUUUCCGCCCCAUUUUAAUCUUCCCUACUCCACACUAAAAUGAACAACCUACUUACUACCUACCUUCUUCUAUAUAUUUUUUGUUCUAUGUUUGUCAACCGUUUUUAAUUAUUUUUGUUUUGUCCAUGCCAAAGUUGUGAAGAUCACCAGAAUCGAAGUAGAACUUAAGUGUCAAGAAUAUAAACAACGAGAUUCGUAAGGAAAA
Molecule: messenger RNA, 2336 nt
Organism: Drosophila biarmipes
Lineage: Eukaryota; Metazoa; Arthropoda; Insecta; Diptera; Drosophilidae
Gene: Alg9
Product: alpha-1,2-mannosyltransferase ALG9
Exons: 4
Coding region: 78-1952 (624 amino acids)
Biological process (GO): protein N-linked glycosylation
Cellular component (GO): endoplasmic reticulum membrane
Molecular function (GO): alpha-1,2-mannosyltransferase activity
Source: RefSeq, a predicted model, not a curated record